Juglans microcarpa x Juglans regia is the source of this 717-nucleotide messenger RNA. Its product is annotated as stress enhanced protein 1, chloroplastic-like. The coding region runs from base 19 to 546 and encodes 175 amino acids. Gene Ontology annotation, biological process: cellular response to high light intensity. The record is from RefSeq and is a predicted model, not a curated record. NCBI's taxonomy places the organism in Eukaryota, Viridiplantae, Streptophyta, Magnoliopsida, Fagales, Juglandaceae. The transcript has 4 exons.
CGACCAUCCCACGUUGGUAUGGUACACAGGACACGUGUCACAUUAGCCUUUCCCAUUCUGAGCGGCCUUCUCCACAAAGUUCGACUGCUCACUUCGAUUGCAGCUCCAAUGGCCUUAGCAGCUCCAACUUCCGCCUCUCUCUCCCUUUCCUUCCUCGAUGUUCGUGCUUUUAGGUCAGCCACGGCCAAAGCCCCUGCUGCAACUCGUCUUCCUCUUUGUAAAUGUUCAUCAACUAGAUCUUCCUUCGCCACCGGUUCUCCUCUCUUGAUACACCGAACUUAUUGUCGAAAGCCUGCACUCAAAGCUAUGUCAUUUUCCAUAAGAUGUGAACAAAGUACCAAGGAUGCCAAUAGUGUGGAUGUAUGGCUAGGCCGGCUUGCAAUGGUUGGCUUUGCAGUGGCUAUUAGUGUGGAGAUAGCAACAGGCAAGGGACUUCUGGAGAAUUUUGGGCUCACAUCUCCCCUACCUACAGUAGCCUUGGCAAUUACCGGAUUGGUGGGUGUUUUGACGGCAAUUUUCAUCUUCCAGUCUGCUUCAAAAGAUUGAUCCGCAUUUUAGGUUGCUUCAUUUUGUAAAGCUUUCGUAAUUCUGAAUAUUUUACAAUAUCACGUUCUUGUUCGUUGGUUAUUGUAAUUUUGUUACAGUGCCAACAAUGAAUUUAAGAGUGGAGAAUGUAUUAGAUAUGGAAAUUGUAUGUAAAAGCUUUUCUCAGUGACA